ACGCGUUUGAAAUUGUGGAAAUCUUAAAGCUGUUAUGCUCUAAUUGAAACCUACACCAAAUCCAUAAAUAAAAGAGUAAUAGCACAAAUAUGUCGUCGAUUAGAGUCUUUUUGGGGGGCCGACAAAGAAACAUCUUCAAUCCUUUUAUCCUCAAACUCUGGGACCCUUUCGAAGAUUUUGCUCUUCGUUCUUCACUAACUUAUGUCCGUACCUCCCAGUGUUGUCAGGAAACUUCGGCUUUUGCCAACAUUCGAAUCGACUGGAAGGAGACACCAGAAGCCCACUUACUCAAGGCGGAUCUUCCAGGGUUGAAAAAAGAGGAAGUGAAGGUUGAAGUUGAAGAUGGAAGAGUGCUUCAGAUAAGCGGAGAGAGGAAUUCAGAGAAUGAAGACAAGAACGACACAUGGCAUAGGCUGGAGCACAAUAGUGGCAAGUUUUUGAGGAGUCUCAGGCUGCCGGAUAAUGCAAAGAUGAAUGAGAUUAAAGCUACAAUGGAGAAUGGAGUUCUCACCGUAACGAUCCCUAAAGAAGAAGUGAAGAAGCUUGAUGUCAAGGUCGUUGAGAUAUCUGGCUAAUUACCAUCCUCUGCAUCUUCGAUGGAGAAUGGAGUCUUUUUGCUUGUUCUGUUGGUUUGCAAUUUCGUGUUUCUGUUUUUAUUUAUAUUUUCCUAUUCUUUGAGUGUGAAAGUAUUUGGUGCCUUAUUUGAUAGGUGUGGAAAAGUUGAUCAUGCAAGUUUACGUUUUUAUACUCGUUUCAAUCUCUC
Messenger RNA from Juglans regia (Persian walnut), 763 nucleotides. Its product is annotated as 17.5 kDa class I heat shock protein-like. NCBI's taxonomy places the organism in Eukaryota, Viridiplantae, Streptophyta, Magnoliopsida, Fagales, Juglandaceae. The transcript has a single exon. Gene Ontology annotation, biological process: response to hydrogen peroxide; response to salt stress; response to heat. Bases 90 to 575 code for a protein of 161 amino acids. The record is from RefSeq and is a predicted model, not a curated record.